AUGUCGGACGCUCUGCACGCAGCUUUACCGGACGCAGGCUGGGACGAGCGCCUCGCUGUCCCCGAGCUCAACGCCGAGAACAGGGCUCUGAUGGAGGAGAUUCGUAAAAAAGAGACAGAGCUGGUGCAACUGGAAAACAAACUGGAGGGAAACAAGGAUCAAAAGCAGAUGUUAACUGAUUUCCUCAAAAGUUCUAAACAGGAGCUGGAAAACACUGAAGCUCUGUGUAAGGCAAAGCAGAGGGAGGAGGACCUGGAGAAACACCUGACAGCCCUGACAGAGAGAGAGACGGGUCGCCUGGCUCAGGAGGCUGCCAAGAUGGACAAUGAGCUUGGAUCUUUAGCAGAGAGGAAGGACAUGUUAGAGAACCACAUUUUCAAAGCCAGACAGAAGCUGGAGGAGUUUAGGAACCAGCUGAACUGGGACCAGCAGACGAUGGACGCUUUUCUGGAGGAGUCAGCGAGCAAAGACGAGGACACGAUGGCUGUCAUCAAGUACGCUCAGCAGGAUGAGCAGAGGAUCAAGUCACUGACUCUGGCCAUCGAGAAGAAGACCCUGGAGGCCCACGAGAAGCGCAGAGCACUGGACAAAGAGCUGACAGAGACUAUGUCUGCACAGGUCGCUUUGGAUAAGAUGACAGAGAACCUGAAGCAGGCUCACCUGGAGACGCAGCAGCUCAUCCACCAGUGGGAAAACACCAUCAAGCAGAUGAAGCAGCGAGAUGUUCAGAUGCAGCAGUGUGCGCUGCAACUUGCCCAGGCCAAGCAGAGCCUCAGGGAAAGGAAGGGCACCGUCACAGAGAAGAAGCACUUGCUGGAUACUGAGAAGGACAACAACAAAGAAACUCAGAGGGCACUGACGGCAGCCAACAGACUGGCAGUGAAGCUGCGGCAGGAUCUGACGGAGCAGGAAAAUAACUGCAGGCGGCUGCAGGAUGAGCUGAGCAGCUGCAAAGGCACACUGAACGGAACAACGUCCAACGUGGAGUUUCUGAUGGCCCACAUAUCCAGAAUGAAGAAGGAGAGCCAGGAUAACAACCACAAAUUGACGGAGGCCAGGGCCUACAACGCCGCCCUGGAGGAGAAGCUGAGAGUUGUAACUCAGACUGCACUCAGUGAGGAGGAGAGAGCUGCACAGAUGGACCAGUUCCUCAAAGAUGAAGAGCAGGCCAUCGAGGAGCUGGAUGUGCUGCUGCGCGACUGCAUGGCGGGGCUCUUUCAUCAUAAAGAGCAUUUGCAGGCCGUCAAGUCGAAGGAGAAGGAUUUCCUCGUGCAGAUUUCAAACAAUAAAUCCAUUGUUGCCAGCCUGGGCAGCCAGCACAGGAAACUGGAGAAGGAACUGUUGAGACAGCAGAAGACUAUGAUGAAACAGGACACCCAGAUGUCCAUUCUGACUGACAAACUGGCGCGGCUGCAAAGCGACGUUCAGUCAGAUGAAAAACAAAUGCUGGACAAGAAGAUCGCUGAGCUCACCAAAGACCUGGAGGAGAAACAGAAGGCAGCCAAACUGAUGACCAACGCGCUCAAGGAGUCUGAGGAUGAUAUCCGCUAUCUGAAGAAAGAUAUGGAGAAGUCAGAAGCUCAAAAGAGAGAUCUGACCGACAAGGUGAAUGAGCUCAUGCUGGUCCAGAGCACCAACGAGAAGGAGCUGAAGAGGCUCAGACUGAAGAAACUUGACAACAGGAUGGAGCACAAAGUUCUGAAGACGGACGUCACACGCGUGAGAGACCUGCUGUACAACAAGGCCGACAGCGUGCUGUCUCUGGAGAAGAGGAAGCUGCUGCUGCACACAGCCAUGAGAGAGCAAGAGGCUGAAAUCAAGAUCUACAAAGAGAUGCUGGGCCAGCAGCUCAAGGUCAGCGAGGAGGAGAGGCGGACGCUCAGUGUUGAACUCAACGAGAAGCUGCACAAGAUCGACAUGAAGAAGAAACGUUUCGAGGUCGUGACCCUGUCGCUGGCGGCUCCUGAAGGCGAAGAGGAGCAUUCACAGGCCUAUUACAUCACAAAGGCGGCGCAAGAGAAGGAGGAGCUCAAGCAGAAGGGAGAUGCUCUGGAUGCUCAAAUUCGCAAGAUGGAACUGGAAAACAGAGCUCUGGGCAACACCGUCCAGCUGUUCAACGACAGCAACUCUGCAUUUCGCGAGUCCCUCAACAGAGCAAAGAAAUCCAGUCCAGAAUAUCAGGAGCACCUGAAGCUGGAGGAUAAGCUGAGGGUGGCCGAAGAGACGCUAAAGAAUCGGAAAAGACAAAUGCAGGAGCUCCAAAAUGACUUACAGGACAUGAACAAUACCUCGGAGAGUCUGCUGCCAGAGGAGCAGGUUGAGAAAGACAAGAUCGCAGAGAAGCAGUCACUCAUCAGUAAGCUGAGCAAAGAACUCGCUUCCCAACAAGAGAAAAUCGAUCGAGCCAUAAAACAGAACUCCAAGCUGACCAGACAGAUCCGCUCAGCACAGAACACCAGGAGUGAGACCUUCGAGGAGAAAGACAUGAAGCUGAGGGAGCUCAAAGACCUCAACAAGAGCAUCGACAGGAUGCUAAACGAGGUCACAGAGGGCGACCCUGACCUCAGAUCAGCGCUGGAGAAAUACUUCCUGCAGGCCAGUCUGUGUCUUCCGGCUCCGUCCUCCACCCCGAGCAGUCGCCGGACCUCCAAGGCGAACGCUGCCCGCAGCUCUGCCUCUCUCAGGUCUCCAGCCUCCUCGGCCGCCAGCAGCCCCAGAGCCUCCUCGCUUCACUCCCCGGCGCUGAAGACGGUGGACCUGGGCCUGGCUCUGGCCGCCACCUCCCCUCCACUCACCACCUCCAGAUGUUCCAGCUCUGCCAGCAGCACAAGCAGCAGCAGCAGCAGGAAGUCCAAGAAGCUCUGAUGUGCUGCUGCUUCAUCAUUCUUUAUUCAGUGAAACAUUUCUGCAGAAUAACUAACCUGCAUUACAUGAAUGUUCUGAGCCGUAAGAGGAAGUUCAGGAUGGUUUGUGUGUAAUCCUUGAAUUUACUGUUUGCACUCUGCUCACCUCAUUUUACAGUCGUUAUAUUUAUUUAUGUAGCUCUAAUGAACCUGAAGUGACCUAAUUAGAAAGAGUGUGCUUUAUCAAAUCAUUUUUAAUUAGAUUUUUCUGAAGGAAACACGGUUGUUUUCAUUCUUGUUCUUGAUUUUAUGUUUUCUUUUUACUUAAAAAUAUAAUUGACCCAAAGAAAACUCAAUAAAAAGCAGCAAAAAAAAAAUAAAAAUCUUACAGCUUUUGCUUCUAUGCAGAAUUUGGUUUUGGAAGCUGAUCAGAAACAAAUUUCUUUCUUAUCUGCGUCAUUUCCAACCUCGUUAAGUAUUUUUCUGUAGGUUCACGUUGUUUUCCAGGUCUCGCCUUAUUAGCUGCUGUUAAAGUUCAUGAGUUAAUCAUAAAUAAAAACUCAACUUUGAAAAAAAUCCAUGCAUGACUACUUAAUAAAACACUUCCUCAUAUUUCAUGGAGGGUUGUGUUUGCUCCACUCUUGUCCUGACUCACACCAUCCGUCACAGCCUUUGUUAUUGUGCCUUCACGCCACACCCUCGCUGUUCGGGUAUAAUUUCCCUGUACGGGACGAAAGUCGCCAGAAGCAGAAAAGCCACUCAGUGAUCACUCCGUGUUUUUGGAUUAAAGCUUCAACAUGCUGCUGCUGGUCCUGUUGGCCGCAUGUCUGGCCUCAUGUGCUGCACAGACAACGCCCUUUCCCUCCUCUCCAACAGGUACAUCGACCGCAACCCCGGCUCGCCUCACAGAGAUAAAUCCUGAAGCUAUGGCCCUGAUACCAACCGAUGUUUUGGCAGUCUUAGAGACGACUGUUCUCUCCAGUCGGGAGCUGGAUAACGUGACACUUGCUCAAGUUUUAAACCAGAUCAGUCAAACCAUCCUGCAGAUUCGGCCAGACGCCAUCUUCUCUCUGGCUGUACAGAACGUCACCAGAGUCUGAGAGCUCACAAGUUUCUAAGACGGACUAAAAAUCUGAUCAAGUUUUAUCUCUAAAGAUGUACACAGUCGUGACUC
This is a messenger RNA of Stegastes partitus (bicolor damselfish), 4017 nucleotides long. It is a transcript of the gene ccdc39, whose product is annotated as coiled-coil domain 39 molecular ruler complex subunit. Bases 1 to 2865 code for a protein of 954 amino acids. Gene Ontology annotation, biological process: epithelial cilium movement involved in determination of left/right asymmetry; inner dynein arm assembly; cilium-dependent cell motility. NCBI's taxonomy places the organism in Eukaryota, Metazoa, Chordata, Actinopteri, Pomacentridae. Gene Ontology annotation, cellular component: axoneme. The record is from RefSeq and is a predicted model, not a curated record. The transcript has 23 exons.